ACUUCUCAGACGACCUCUUCUCUGUAGAGAGAGAUAGAGAAAGAGAAAGGACACAGAUGAAAAGAAAGGCUACAAAAAUAUAAAUUCCUCUUUUUUGCUUAUUCUUUUGACAGCACUUAAUCUUCAGAAACCUACGUUUUUUUUUCCUUUUUGUUUCCUUUUUUUUUUUGUAGUAAAUUUGGAUUAAGUUGAAGUUUUGACAGUCAUAGGUAACCUAUGCAUGUAUAUAUAUGUUUGGUGUAAAGAUAGGUACAUAUAGGUUUGAAUUAUAUCUAUCUAAUUGAUUUGGUUUAAUACUUUUUAGGGUUUUUGUGAAUUUUGGGUGGUUGAAUGGUAGUUUUAGGUUAGGGGAAAUUAUUAGAAAUUGCUAGGGUUUUCAGUUGGGAUAUUUUCUAAGAGUAUAAUGGGGAGCACAGGAGAAGCAGAUAGAAAGCGGCGUCAAUUUAGCUCCAUAUCACCUACUGGUGCUGCUGCCAAGAAGCAUCCUUUUAUGCCAUUAUCUGAGGAUAAAAAGCUGGAUGCGGCAGUGCUUAAAUUUCAAAAUCAGAAGCUCGUUGAGAAAUUAGAAGCACAGAAAAUCGAGAUUAUUGAUUUCAAGGAGAAAAUUGGUAAGCUGACGGUGAAACAACUGCCAUAUGAGAACGUUGUUGCAGUUGUCAGUAAUUCCUGGGAAGAGACUGUUAAGGACUUGGAAUCACAUUCUAUACACACAAAUGACUGUGCGAAAUGUGAGCGAGGUGUCAAAGAUCUACUUGUCAGAGAUGGUGCAAAUCCUUUGCCUUAUAAUGGCGGUGGUUCUUCUCCUAGUGACACCUUUUCUUCAAGGGAUGCUUCACCUGAUGAUGCUUUGUUAAGCCGGCUUUUAGUGACAGGAGCAACUGAAAGUAGUUCUACCUGUAACGUCACAAACAAUACAGAAGAGGGUAAUCAUGAAGACAGCAAAAAGAUCAGGAACACAUUGCAUACAAUUCUAGCUGCCGUUGAUCAUCAAUGGAAGUUAAAUGAUAAUUUAUGCAGUACAGCUUUGAGUGCAUUUUCUGAAGAUGGAUCACACCGGCAAAGGACAUCUCUAGACUUGCAGGCAGAAGUUAAGAAUGUAAGAAUGAGUAUAGGCAAUCUUCAUUCAAAGCACAAAUCAUUGGCUUUUGAACUGCAAAAGCACAAGGAUUCAGAGGCAAAGAGUAAAGCUGAACUGAAGCAUUUAAGAGUGAUUCAUCUUUUUGUUUGUCUAUGUAAAGAGGAGUUGGAAAGUACUAUAGCAGAACUUGAGGAAAGUAAUCAUCAAUUAGCAGUUCUAAAAGCAGAAAAAGAUGCAGGAAAGGGGCCAAUUUUCCCCAUCCUUAAUCUGGGUAAUAAGGCUGUUGCUGUUGACAAGUCCAGAGAUAAAGAAAAGGAUCUGCAGGACAUGGAGUCAGCACUUAGCAACUUAUUGGAUCAAUCGUCUUGUCGGCUAUUAGAACUGAAGCGUCUUCAUGAAGAAAGGAUAGAUGUAUUGAAGCACUUAUCCACUUUGCAGAACACUUUGAAAAAUAUCAAGUCAAUUUGCUCUUCACAAGCUUAUCUCCUUUUGAAAGAUCAAGCUACGAAGGUUAAAGCAGAUAUAGUCCAAUAUCAAGCACUCUAUGAGAAACUACAGGUUGAGAAAGACAAUUUGGCCUGGAGGGAAAAGGAAAUGCAUUUGAGAGUUGAAUUGCUCGAUAUUAACCAUCGAUCUGCCUCUGUUGCUGAUUUGAGGAUCACUGAGCUGGAAAAAGGGAUACAGAAGUAUAUAAAUGAAAAAAAUCUUAUUGAAGUCAAGCUGGAAGAAGCAUUAAGAGAACCCAGUAGAAAAGAAAUCAUUGCAAAGUUCAAAGCUUUGGUUUCUUCAUUUCCUGUGGAAAUGGGCCAUAUGCAGAGUCAGCUGAGUAAAUACAAAGAGACAGCUACUGAUAUUCAUACUCUACGUGCUGAUGUUAAAUCUCUGUCUAGUAUUCUUGAGCAAAAGGCCAAACAUUUGGGAAAAUUGUCUGCUAGGUCAGCUGAGCAAGCCGCUAGCAUUCUAAAGUUACAGGCCGUAGUCCAUGAUUUGAAGGAGAGUGAUAAGGAAUUGAAACUCAUUUUGCAAAUGUAUAGACGUGAAUCAAUUACUUCAAGGGAUGUCCUUGAAGCUAGAGAUUCUGAAUAUAAGGCUUGGGCUCAUGUACAGAGCCUGAAGACCUCUCUUGACGAACACAACUUGGAGUUGCGAGUUAAAACUGCUAUUGAAGCUGAGGCUACAUCGCAGCAAAGGCUAGCUGCCACUGAAGCUGAAAUUGCUGAGCUCAGACAGAAGCAGGAGGCUUCUAAAAGGGAAGAAUCAAAACUUUCUGGGGUUGUGAAAUCCAAACAUGAAGAGACAGACGCCUAUCUUUCUGAGAUAGAGACUAUUGGGCAGGCCUAUGAUGAUAUGCAAACUCAAAACCAACAGUUGUUGCAGCAAAUCACAGAGAGGGAUGACUAUAAUAUAAAGCUUGUUAUAGGAGGAGUGCGAACAAGACAGCUUGGGGAUGGCCUGCUCAUGGAGAAACAGGCUAUAGAGAGAGCAAUUCAGCAAGCCAAUACUUCUGUCGAUUUUCAGAAUCUGAAAGUUGCAAGAUUUGAGGACCAGUUAAAAAUGUGCUCAGAUCAUGUUCAGAGGCUGGCAGAAAACAGGGUGAAACUUACAGUUUCUCUUGAAAAUAACCAAAAGAAGGUAAUAGACAUCCGGAAAUCAGCACAGCAACUGAGAGAAACGAUAGAAGAUUCACAGCUGAAGGUUGACAGUAACCGUGUGGAUCUUGCUGAGGUGCAAAUAGAGACAGAGAGAGAAAGAUUUAAGCGGAAGAGGGAGGAAGAAGACCUAGAAUUUGCUAGGUCAAAAGUUUCUCGUCUCAAAUCACAGGUAGAGGGGUCAUCAGUCGUUGAUAAACUUCGGCAGGAAGUCAGAGAAUACAGGGAAAUACUUAAGUGCAGCAUCUGUCUUGACAGGCGGAAGGAGGUUGUUAUAGCAAAAUGCUAUCAUCUGUUCUGCAAUUCCUGCGUUCAAAAGAUUAUUGAGACGCGUCACCGCAGAUGCCCAGUAUGUUCAGUGAGUUUUGGGGCUAAUGAUGUAAAACCUGUUUACAUCUGACCAUAAAUUUGAGAAAUUUAAGUGACAAAGGCUAGAUUGUGUUUUGAUAUCAGAGAUUUCUCAGAGAAGUGUAGCUGGACAUUGCAUAAGUUCCUGGCUUAUCAUUGUAUAUUGGCAGUUGCCGGUUUGAUUCUCUAGGCCACAGUUUUAGUUACUGUAGUUUCUUUCUUUCUUUUUUCCCCAUAUUUUUUAUUCGUUUGAAUGCGGGGAGCAAGCAGGUCCUUCUGAUCAGUUGUUUGCAAAUUGCGAUAAUGGUGCUAGGCUAUAGUUGGCCGGAUGUACUUAAUAAAAUUGCAAUGCUAAGCCUCAAAGAAAGUUCCGGCUGUAUUCGUUGAUAGUUUUGAUAGUCUAAUGUGAUUGACGCAAUCAUGGUCAAGAUUUUGGUCCAAGCUUAAUAUUAUUCUGUCCUCGAUUCUCACGCAUUUGUUGGUUCCAGGAACUUCAAUCUGGUGAUUACGGGUAAGUUGUGUUGAUUUAGGAUGAAGAUUGGACGUCCUCUCUGAUGCAUUAUGAAGAUGUGAUGUGAUGGUUAAGGGAACGUUUGUAAGUGCCUGUAGGAGGUAAUCUGUUGAUUUUGAAUAGAAUUGGCAUAACACUAACUAUAUAUGCAUCUAGUUCUGAUUUUGAUGUAAUAUCGGGCAAUUGAGCCUUUUUUAUGCAUCUUAUAUGUAGUACGCUUCAUUGGUAGGCAAUUAAUGUGGAUCUAUCUUUAUUUUGGGGUUUGCUUGAAA
Messenger RNA from Coffea eugenioides, 3858 nucleotides. RefSeq names its product E3 ubiquitin-protein ligase BRE1-like 1. Bases 404 to 3127 code for a protein of 907 amino acids. The transcript is spliced from 21 exons. Gene Ontology annotation, molecular function: ubiquitin protein ligase activity; metal ion binding. The record is from RefSeq and is a predicted model, not a curated record. Lineage: Eukaryota; Viridiplantae; Streptophyta; Magnoliopsida; Gentianales; Rubiaceae. Gene Ontology annotation, cellular component: HULC complex; nucleus.